Messenger RNA from Felis catus (domestic cat), 1420 nucleotides. It is a transcript of the gene SULT1E1, whose product is annotated as sulfotransferase 1E1. Gene Ontology annotation, biological process: sulfation. Gene Ontology annotation, cellular component: cytoplasm. Bases 293 to 1186 code for a protein of 297 amino acids. The transcript has 9 exons. The record is from RefSeq and is a predicted model, not a curated record. Gene Ontology annotation, molecular function: sulfotransferase activity. Lineage: Eukaryota; Metazoa; Chordata; Mammalia; Carnivora; Felidae.
CUCCGCCUCCUUCUCUGGCAUGGAGAAUAAAAGCUCACCGGAAACAUCCCAAAUGCAUAAGUGGUUCUCAUCUUUUUUGGCAGCCUAAAACCUGAGUGGAGUUUAAAGAAAACUAAAUUGGACCAUCCAGUUUCCUUCCCAGGAUCAUCUGGACAGCACACAGAGAAGAAUAGAAGACACACUACACAACCAACAAGGCAACAGAAGGGUGUGGGAAGUCAGUUAAUGAACCAAACGCGAAAUCAGUCAAAGCUUCAAAGCUGAGCUUCGGUCACGUCCAGUGUACUGCUUUAUGAUGGAUUCUUCCAAAUCUUCUGACUAUUGUGAAUACUUUGGCAAAAUCCAUGGAAUUCUAAUGUAUAAAGAUUUUAUAAAACAUUGGGAUGAUGUGGAGACAUUCCAGGCAAGACCAGAUGACAUUGUCAUUGCCACCUAUCCUAAAUCUGGUACAACCUGGGUUAGUGAAAUUGUAUACAUGAUCUGCAAAGAGGGUGAUGUGGAAAAAUGCAAAGAAGAUGUCAUUUUUAAUCGAAUACCUUACUUGGAGUGCAGAAAAGAAGAGCUGAUGAAUGGAGUAAAACAAUUAAAACAGAUGGCAUCUCCUAGAAUAGUGAAGACUCAUCUGCCAGCUGACAUUCUUCCAGCCUCAUUUUGGGAAAAAAACUGUAAGAUGAUCUAUCUUUGCCGGAACGCCAAAGAUGUUGCUGUUUCCUUUUAUUAUUUCUUUCAAAUGGUAAAUGCUCAUCCAGAUCCUGGAUCUUUUGAAGAGUUUGUGGAGAAAUUCAUGGAUGGACAAGUGCCUUAUGGUUCCUGGUAUAAACAUGCAAAAUCUUGGUGGGAAAAGAGGAAGAAUCCACAUGUACUUUUUCUCUUCUAUGAAGACAUGAAGGAGGAUAUCAGAAAAGAGGUGAUAAAAGUGAUACAAUUUCUGGGAAGGAAGCCAUCAGAAGAGCUUGUGGACAAGAUUAUACAACAUACUUCAUUCCAGGAGAUGAAGAACAACCCAUCUACCAAUUAUACAACACUACCAGAAGAAAUCAUGAACCAAAAAGUUUCUCCCUUCAUGAGAAAGGGGAUUGCAGGAGACUGGAAGAAUCACUUUACAGUAGCACUGAAUGAGAAAUUUGAUAUACAUUAUGAGCAGCAAAUGAAAGGGUCUACUCUAAAGUUAAGAACUGAAAUCUAAGAAGGGUUUUCUUAAUAUACCUAAGGUUAAAGCUUUCUUCUCAUCGUUCCUCACUUUUUUCAAAUUUUGGAUUGGUAGAGAAGGAAUCAUAUUAAGGAUCAUGAUUAGAUUCACAUGAUUAUUGAAAUGUUCAUAUAAAAACAAGAUUUUUGUCCAGGCUAUGGUCUUUUUUGUUUUCUUUCUUUUUCUUCCUUUUUUUACAAAUAUUGCACAAAUAUAUAACCUAUAAAUUAC